Oikopleura dioica is the source of this 1041-nucleotide messenger RNA. The record is from the annotation of a GenBank genome assembly. NCBI's taxonomy places the organism in Eukaryota, Metazoa, Chordata, Appendicularia, Copelata, Oikopleuridae.
AUGAUUAUUGCAGUAGAAAUUAUCAGAAAACUCAAGCUAAAAGAAGCACCAACGAGUCUGAAUUUGGCACUAGAAGCAAUGACGUUAGAUUUCCCUAUUUUCUUGACUGCAGAAUAUGAUGAAGUUUUUCCAAAAAUGUGGAGCUUUUGGAUCAAAGCGGCUUCUGAAGAUGCAGCAAGUUUUUCGACAAUAUUGAGAUUCAUGUUCGACUCAGUGAGAAAGAGCCACAAAAGAAAACAAGUUGAAUUCGAAGUUCCUGAGAAAAAGAAAGUUUCGCUUUUGGAACAAGCUCAAAAAAUAUCUCAAAAAGCGCCGAAUAUAAUGGGUGUCGGAAUAAUCGGCAAAGGUGCAAAAAAGCGCCGGGUCAUCCCUCCAGAGGAAAUCGAAGAAGACUCUCAGUUGAACUCCGUUGUUCUCCAAUUCAUAAAAGAAGUUCUGAACACUGUUGAAAAAGAAGAAGCGAAACUUUUGCUGACUAACACCGCUGUAUCGUUGUUUACGGAAGUUUUUUGCGAAGAGCAUCCAGAUAUUGAGUCUUUUUGGCCUGUUCCUGUUGGCAGAGGCGUGCAAAGAACUAAUUUGGAGAAAGAUCUGGUCUUGCUGAAAAGUAUUCCAAAGUUAACUUUCCCGCUUAUCUCUGUUUUGGCCGACGAUUGGAGAAUUUUUAAUAGGAUGACUUUCAUAUUUCGCGCAAAAAUGAACCAACUUCUUGCUUUUUGGGAAGCCUGUCGCUUCACCGACGCUGUCUCUUGCCAGAAAGAGUUGCGAGAGUCAAUCAGUCUUGUCACCCUUCUUUCCAAGUCCGGAAUCAUUCCGGAAAUCAUCGCGCAAACAUCACUUAUCUACGAGUUCUGCGCUCCGUAUCACGUUUUUCUGUUGUUGAACUCAAUUUGGGGAUAUCUUCACUGCCACCCGCCGACUGCUGAAUUACUCGAAAGCAAAUUUCAAGGAGUUAAUACAGAUAUUUUCCUGACAGACGCGCGGAAUAUAAUGUUGGAGAACAUCGACAGAACAGGCCAUCUUUUCGAUAAAUUUUUCUGA